AUGCCGGUCCGGAGGGGCCAUGUGGCUCCGCAGAACACAUUCCUCGAUACCAUCAUCAGGAAAUUCGACAGUCAGAGUCGCAAGUUUGUCAUCGCCAAUGCGAGAGUGGAGAACUGUGCCAUCAUCUUCUGCAACGAUGGCUUCUGCCACAUGUGUGGUUACUCGCGUGCUGAGAUCAUGCAGAAGCCAUGCACGUGUAACUUCCUGUAUGGACCGGACACCAAGCGACUGGCUAUUGCCCAGAUGACGCAGGCCUUGCUGGGCUCAGAGGAGAGGAAAGUGGAGAUCAACCUUUACCGCAAAGAUGGUCAUUGCCUCCUGUGUAUGGUGGAUGUGGUGCCGGUGAAGAACGAGGAUGGUGUGGUGAUCAUGUUCAUCCUCAACUUUGAGGUCAUGUCAGAGGAGACACUUCAAGACCACAAACAGGAGCUUAACCACCGCCUGCCCACCUGGCUUGUCACUGGUCGUCCACGAGGCUUCAAGCUACGUCUUCCCCUGCUGCGCUCCCUUUCCAACAGUAAGGCAUCUCUGGACGACACAGAGGCCGGUCACAUCCCCACUGCUACACCCCUGCCACUGCACCCAGACCACCACAGUCACGAGUCCUUAGGCCUGGGGGAGUUCCUGCCCCUUCCCCCUUUAUCACCAGACCACCAAGAGCAAAUCAGUGGAAGCAGGUCAGUUCUACAGAGUUGGCCAGAAGACCGCCAGGAGGACCAUCACACCUUGCUGGGCUCUGGGCCUCCUGUACCCCCGCCUCCACCUCCGCCACCUCCGCACGGAGCCCACCUGGUGGGUCAGCUCACCCAGUCAUCACCCUGCGUAGCGCCCCACCACCGCCUCAGCCUCAACCCGGACGGCUCGGGCUCUAACUGCUCAUUGUCACACAGCCGCUCGCGAGAAAGCUUCCACAGCAUGCGUCGUGCGUCCUCUGUAGACGAGAUCGAGGCCAUGAGGCCCGACUGGGACAGAAAGAACCGGAGAGCGAGUGUCCGGCAAGGCAGCAGCAGCACUGGUGCAGUAAACAGUAAAUCCAACAUACUAAACUCCACGUCAGACUCGGACCUCAUGCGGUACCGAACCAUCUCCAAAAUCCCCCAGAUCACCCUCAACUUUGUGGAUUUCAAACCUGAUCCACUGAUCGCCCUGCCUACCGGGGAGAUGGACAUCAUAGCUCCCUGCAAACUCAUCGACCGGACGCACAAUGUCACAGAGAAGGUCACACAGGUGCUGUCUCUGGGUGCAGAUGUGUUGCCAGAGUACAAGCUCCAAGCUCCUCGCAUCCACAAGUGGACAGUGUUACACUACAGCCCCUUCAAAGCAGUGUGGGAUUGGCUUAUCCUGCUGCUGGUCAUCUACACCGCCAUCCUGACGCCCUACUCAGCCGCGUUCCUCCUCAAUGACCAGGAAGAGGUCGCCAUGCAGAGCUGUGGUUACUCCUGCUCUCCUCUCAACGUGGUGGACCUCAUAGUGGACAUCAUGUUCAUUAUCGACAUCCUCAUCAACUUCAGGACGACGUAUGUGAACUCUAAUGAUGAAGUGGUGAGUCACCCGGUGCGCAUCGCUGUCCACUACUUCAAAGGCUGGUUCCUCAUCGACAUGGUGGCUGCUAUUCCCUUUGACCUGCUCAUCUAUCGCAACGGAGAGGAGACGACGACUCUGAUUGGCCUGCUGAAAACGGCUCGUCUCCUGCGAUUGGUCCGCGUGGCCAGAAAGCUGGAUCGCUACUCUGAGUACGGCGCAGCUGUCCUCUUCCUCCUCAUGUGCACCUUCGCCCUCAUCGCCCACUGGCUGGCCUGCAUCUGGUAUGCCAUCGGUAGUGUAGAGAGAAAUGGUUCAAUUGGCUGGCUCCACACACUGGGAGACCAACUGGGAAAACACUACAAUGACUCCGUCCGAGGGUCGGGACCUUCCAUCAAAGACAAGUACGUCACGGCUCUGUACUUCACCUUCAGCAGUCUGACCAGUGUGGGAUUUGGGAAUGUUUCCCCUAACACCAACUCUGAGAAGAUCUUCUCCAUCUGCGUCAUGCUCAUAGGGUCCCUGAUGUACGCCAGUAUCUUUGGGAACGUGUCCGCCAUCAUCCAGCGGCUGUACUCAGGGACGGCCCGCUACCACACCCAGAUGCUUCGAGUCAGGGAGUUCAUCCGUUUCCACCAGAUCCCCAACCCGCUCAGGCAGAGGCUGGAGGAGUAUUUCCAACACGCCUGGUCCUACACCAAUGGCAUUGACAUGAACGCUGUCCUGAAAGGUUUCCCUGAGUGUCUCCAGGCGGAUAUCUGCCUGCAUCUGAACCGGACAUUGCUGCAGAACUGUAAGGCUUUUAAAGGCUCCACCAAGGGCUGCCUCAGGGCGCUGGCCAUGAAGUUCAAGACCACCCACGCACCCCCAGGUGACACGCUGGUCCACGCCGGAGAUGUCCUCACUGCCCUCUACUUUAUAUCCAGGGGAUCCAUAGAGAUUCUCAGAGGAGACGUGGUGGUAGCCAUCUUAGGGAAGAAUGACAUCUUCGGCGAGCCUAUCAACCUGUACUCCCGACCGGGUAAAUCCAACGCUGAUGUGAGAGCUCUAACCUACUGUGACCUCCAUAAAAUCUUCAGAGAAGACGUCCUGGAGGUGCUGGACAUGUAUCCUGAGUUUGCAGACCAUUUCUGGAACAACCUGGAAAUCACCUUCAACCUCCGAGAUACCAACAUGAUCCCAGGCUCUCCAAGCAGUGACGAUUCCAACUGUGGGGGAUUCAACAAAUUGCGGAGACGCAAGUUAUCUUUCCGACGACGCACAGAAAAAGAUGAUGCAGAUGCUGGAGAAAUUAAAAAGUCCCAUAAGUCUGUGAGACGAAGACACAGGGAGGCAGCUAACAACCAGAAGCAGGAAGAGGCGCCUAAGAGGCAGUGGGAGGCACAUCGGAGCUCGGUGUCCUCUCACUCCAGUGGUGAUGAGGGGGAGGAGUCAGUUGUGACAGGCCUUGCCCCUCCUCCUGAAAUGUUGGGUAACCCACAGGGUCAGGCCACGUCCAUGAACUUUAAUGAGAAUACAGAGGGUGAUGGAGACCCAAAGACUGGGAAUACCUGCAACGCCCUGUCAGGUGCAUUCUCAGGUGUGUCUAAUAUCUUUAGUUUCUGGGGGGAGAGUCGGGGGGGUGGUCAGUACCAGGAGGUUCCCAGCUGCAGCCUGGCCUCCCCACCACCCCUCAACACGCCAAUACAUAGCCUGAGCCGCCAGCAACGCAACCAGCUGGACACACGCCUGGACCUGCUGCAGAAACAGCUCAAUAGGUUGGAAAGUCGCAUGUCAACAGACAUCGGAGCGAUCAUGCAGCUUCUGCAGAGACAGAUGGCUUUGGUUCCUCCUGCCUACAGCGCUGUCUCCACACCACCUCAGGCCUCGCCUUAUCCUGGUCCCGGUCCCGGUCCAGGAGAGAGGCUGGCUCAGCCCGUAACACCUCUGGAGACAGACACCCUGGCUUCUUUAUCACAGAUCUUGGAUUCCCAGGACUUUGAGGAGUUCCCAGCCAAGCCCCUUGACUCUCUGCAGGUCCAAGACUCUUCUCUGAUCAAUACCAGCCAGGGCCAGCUCACACCCUCUAGACUGGACAGCCUGGGGCAGCAUCUGGAGCUGGACCUGGGACUGGGGACUGGAGCUGGGGUUAUUUCAGGGCCAGUAGUAGGUUCAGGUUUAGGGUUGGAGUUAGGGAGUGGGGUAGCAGUGGGCUCAAGCUUAGGUGCAGAAUUAGACUUUGGGUCAGAGGUAUGUAUUGUGGCUGGGGUUGGGCCAGCAGCUGGAUCAGUGUCUCCCUUGGAUCCUGAAACUCAAAGGAGGCUGUCUCUCCAAGAACCACAGACACCUCUGGAUUCACGGACACCACAAAGACACAGCUCCGACCCUGGGGGGAGCUAAGGAAGAGGUAAAGGGGGAGGAG
Molecule: messenger RNA, 3922 nt
Organism: Toxotes jaculatrix (banded archerfish)
Lineage: Eukaryota; Metazoa; Chordata; Actinopteri; Toxotidae
Gene: kcnh2b
Product: potassium voltage-gated channel, subfamily H (eag-related), member 2b
Exons: 22
Coding region: 1-3900 (1299 amino acids)
Biological process (GO): regulation of heart rate by cardiac conduction; regulation of ventricular cardiac muscle cell membrane repolarization; membrane repolarization during action potential
Cellular component (GO): membrane
Molecular function (GO): inward rectifier potassium channel activity
Source: RefSeq, a predicted model, not a curated record